AUGAAAUCAAAAAAGAGAAAUAAUGAAGAAUUCAGUUUCUUUGACGAAGACUUAGAUGAUAAUAGCAAUGAAAAUGAUGACGAAAACAACGAACAUAAAGAACAUACAGAAGAAGAUUUCAACUCAUUAAUAAAAAACACAAUAAAACAGAGAAAAAAGCUCAAAGAAAAACAAAAUGGAACAGCAGAUAUCAGAUCAUUUGUAAAUUCAAAAGCACCACCACAAAGACAAAAUAGUAAUCCCAACCUAUCAUUCAAGAAAAUUGAAAUGCCCACAUUUUUAUUUAAAAGUCAAAACCCAAACUAUGAUAUAUAUAAUAAAUCAAAUGAAUUGGAAAAUGUGGAUGACGAAGAUAAUGAAGAUUUAUUUUUAAAAUUUAAAAGAGAAAGAGAAGAAAAAUUAAAAAAAUCAAAAAUGGACCAUUUUUUAGAUGGCAACAGUAAAAGCGGCCCAAGUGUAAAUAGCAAUUCAAUUAAAAAAGAAAAAAAGCAACCAAAUAAAAAAAAAACUGAUAAUGAAGAAUUUGAUUUUGGUUUAAAUGAUUUAUUAUAUGAUAAAAAUAAAACCAUUAAUAAUGAUAAUUAUACAAAUAAUAAUAAUAACAAUACAAUUUUUAAUAUUAACAACAAUAAUAAUAUAAAUAAUAACAAGACAUAUAAUAAAAAUAACAAUAAUACCGAUGAUGUUUUUAAUAUAACGUUUAAAAAAUCAUCCAAUAUAGAUACAACGUCCUACAUUAAGAAUCAAACGACAAAUAUAACCUCGACAAAUAGUAAAAGAAAUUCAAAUCAAAUAAUAAUUGAAGAAAGUGAUGAAGAUGAUUUCGAAAACAACUAUAAUAGCCUUACUCUUAGCCAGGGGUCUGAUAAUAUAAAACGAAGUAAUAGUAGCAAUGAAAGUGAAUUUAGCUAUCACUUCAAUAAAUAUAUAAAAGAAACCAAUAAUAACAAUAACAAUAGCAAUAAUAAUAACUAUAAUAAUAGUAAUAAUAAUUAUAAUAUUCAAAAACAAAUGGAAAAAGUUAAUAAUCUAAAAACAAUUGUUGAUGAUUAUGAAAAAUUAUAUAAAGAAAAAUAUUUAGAACUACAAAAAGAAAUUAAAAUUUUAAAUAACUUUUUGGAUUCUAAUAAUAAAAAUUAA
This is a messenger RNA of Dictyostelium purpureum, 1140 nucleotides long. RefSeq lists its product as uncharacterized. The record is from RefSeq and is a predicted model, not a curated record. Lineage: Eukaryota; Evosea; Eumycetozoa; Dictyosteliales; Dictyosteliaceae. The transcript has a single exon. The coding region runs from base 1 to 1140 and encodes 379 amino acids.